CGUUCAUCCAUCAACUAGAUAAUUAUGGCUACCAACAAAUCUUUCGCCGCAGAAACCGGCGGCUUGGAAAUCGCCAAAGCCUACUCAUCCCAAAUUAUUGGCAAAACAGUUCUCAUCACUGGCGUCUCCCCUGGAGGUAUUGGCGAGGCUACUGCUCGCGCAUUUGCCCACGGAGGUGCAUCUAUCAUCAUCGCAACUGGUCGCAGCAAAACCCGAGUCGAAAGCCUGACCAAAGAGAUCUCCGCGGAUUACCCAUCUACAAAGUUCGUCAAUGUCGUUCUCGAUCUCGCGUCCCUCAAAGACGUCCAGCGCGCCGCCAACGAAAUCCUCAAUGAUAGAUCCAUCGAGAAAAUCGAUAUCCUUGUCAACAACGCUGGCAGCCAAUUCGGGAAUGCCGAGCGUGAACUCACCGUCGACGGCAUUGAGACGCAUCUCGCGGCCAACUACCUGGGCCACUUUCUCUUCACCAAGCUGCUCCUCCCACGACUGCUUGCCGCCGCCAAGGUAAACCCUCCUGGCGCGACCCGCAUCAUCCCUGUGGGUAGUGAGGCCGCGCAAUUCAGCCCCUUCCGCUUCAGCAACUGGAACUUUGACCCGGACAAGGAACUCGCCGCCGACGAGAAGCCCAACUGGGACCUCAUUACUAACAUGACCGGAGUUCCCGAAACGACCAACUUCGAUGCCUUCGUUGCGUACGGGCAGAGCAAGACCGCCGCUCCGCUUUUCGCGGUCCAUCUCAACACAUUGUUCGCCAAGGAGGGUAUCUUUGCGUUCGCGCUUCAUCCGGGAGGGGUGAGAAGUACAGCGGCGUUAGCGAUAAUAGAGGCUGUGCCAGCAUAUGACAAGUUAUUUACGAAGACUAUUGAUCAAGGGAGUUCGACAAUUUUGAUGGCAGCUGCAGAUCCUGGAUUGAAUCCUGAAAAAGGGGUGUGGUUGGAGGAUAACCAGCUUGCGGAGCCGGUUACGUGGGCAGUGGAUAAGGAGAAGGCUGAGAGGCUGUGGAAGUUGUCUGAGAAGAUUAUCACUGAGAAAUUGGAGAAUUAAGUUCACAGGAGU
This is a messenger RNA of Bipolaris sorokiniana ND90Pr, 1056 nucleotides long. RefSeq lists its product as uncharacterized. The transcript has a single exon. The record is from RefSeq and is a predicted model, not a curated record. NCBI's taxonomy places the organism in Eukaryota, Fungi, Ascomycota, Dothideomycetes, Pleosporales, Pleosporaceae. The coding region runs from base 25 to 1044 and encodes 339 amino acids.